Camellia sinensis is the source of this 4503-nucleotide messenger RNA. The record is from RefSeq and is a predicted model, not a curated record. Lineage: Eukaryota; Viridiplantae; Streptophyta; Magnoliopsida; Ericales; Theaceae.
AUAGUAUCCGAGGGAGAGAGACAGUCACUUCCGUCCUUCUCCAUCUCUCUAAAAAGCUUUCUCUCUCUAAAAAGCUUUCUCUCUAAAAGUCUGUUAGCCAUUAAAAGCACAUCUUUUUUUCAACUCCGCAACUUUAUCGCUGAACUCUGUGACUCUUUCUCUGAAACCAAAAGCAUUUUAAUAUAUUUAGUUAUUCGUUUAUUUUUCGACUGUGUUCUGCUAUGAUUCGCUGAUCUUUAUUCUGAGAUCCAAGCCCUAGUGUUUGAAUCACUCAAAUUUCUGAUCGGUGUUUCCUCAACAAUGAAGUCCAGUUCUCGUCUCGACUCUGCUAUUUUUCAGCUCACUCCUACUCGAACCAGGUGUGAUUUGAUUAUCUCUGCAAAUGGGAAAACGGUGAAAAUUGCUUCAGGUUUACUGAAUCCUUUUCUUGCCCACCUGAAGACUGCUCAAGAUCAGAUUGCCAAGGGGGGUUAUUCAAUUUUGCUUGAACCUGAACCUGGAAAUGACAGAACAUGGUUCACCAAGGGUACGGUGGAAAGGUUUGUUCGUUUUGUUAGCACUCCAGAGAUUUUGGAACGAGUGUACACCAUAGAAUCUGAGAUACUACAAAUUGAGGAAGCAAUUGUCAUUCAGCGCAACAACGAUAUGGGUCUGAGCACCGUAGAAGACAAACAUGCAAAACCUGUGGGAAGCAGCGAAGGCGACAAAACCGUGACUGAUGCUAAUGAGGAAAGAGCAAUUGUUCUUUACAAGCCUGAUUCGCAUCCACCUGAGGCAAAUGGUUCCAUCGCACAGGAAGGAAAUUCAAAGUAUAUUUUAGUGCUACGAGUCCAACUUUUGAAAGUCCUAGAGACACGGAAAAGUGUACUGCAGAAAGAACAAGGCAUGGCCUUUGCACGUGCAGUAGCUGCUGGUUUUGACAUUGAUCACAUGGCACCACUGGUGUCAUUUGCUGAAUGCUUUGGAGCCUCGCGUUUAAUGGAUGCAUGCUCGAGGUUCGUAGAUCUGUGGAAGGGAAAGCAUGAGACUGGACAGUGGCUUGAAAUUGAAGCAGCAGAAGCAAUGUCCAACAGAUCAGACUUCUCUGCCAUUAAUGCAUCAGGCAUUAUGCUUUCUAGCAUGGCCAACAAACAGAAUGAAUCACAUGGUGACUUGGCUUCAGAGGACAAUGGACAAGCAGCCAUUGAUGCAAGUGCAGAAGAAACGCGUCCCAUGGAUCACCAAGUUCCAGUAGGCCAACAAGGAUAUUUUCAAGGUCCGUUUCCGCAUCCUAUGUUUCCUCCCUGGCCUGUACAAUCCCCACCUGGUGCGCUGCCAGUCUUCCAACCAUAUCCUGUGCAAGGAAUGCCCUACUAUCAGAGUUAUCCAGGAAAUGGCCCAUUUUAUCAGCCACCUUAUCCACCAAUGGAGGAUUCUCGAUUCAAUGUUGGUUAUGGAGCAGGACAGAAAAAACACACCAUGGAUAGUAGAGACAGCAAUGUUGAAUCAGAAGCAUGGGAGAUGGAUGCCACCAAAACAAGGUCACAUGGUGAUUCGGAGUUGGAGAGCGAAGCUUCACAAAGCUGGGGACCACAAAAGAAGGCCGGAAGAUCAGGUAAAAAGAAAUCAGGCAUGGUUGUUAUUCGGAACAUCAAUUACAUCACUUCAAAAGGGAAGAAUUCUUCAGGCAAUGAAUCCCAAUCAGCUUCUGACUCUGAAACUGACAAGGAAGCUGGAGAUUUUCAGGUCAGUGCUCCAGAUAGGAUGCACAAGAACUCUUUGUCCUCAAAAAGAAAAGGAGGUCAUGAAUCAAAUUUAUCUGAUAAGGAAGAAAUUAUUUAUGAGAAGGAAACAAAUGGAGGACACUGGCAAGCAUUUGAAAACUUUUUACUGAGAGACAAUGAUGAACAUAAUCAUGCCGCUGAUCAAGGCAUGUUUGCAUUGGAAAAAAAUGUUAAAAACAAGAGACGACAGAACACAGUUGGUGAUGAUCCUUUAGCUGUUGUUGGGAGAGAUUCAGUUGAAGCACAAGACGGGAGGAUAACUGAAUUCCAUAAAGCUAGUGGAAACAUGGCUCGGAUGUUGAGGGCAUCAAAUGAUGAAGGUUUAAUUUCUAGAGGAGAGGGUCAUUAUGGAGAUGGUAUAGGAUCAACUGAUGACCAAAUGGAUAUACAAUUUACAGAAACAAAUAGAAGAAAGGUUUUGUAUAGGAACAAUGCAAAUGAUGAUUUUAUGAUUGUUGGACGAGAAAACCAAUCACAUUUUUUGAGUUCAUCAGAUCCGCUGGUUGUAAAUGGAUUCACGCAUGCCACCAAUAAUUUGGAUGGGAGUUCACCACAAGAUAUGAUUGAUGAAUCCUUCAUAGUUCCAUUCCGGUCAAUGUCACUAGAUCAUGUUGGAACUAACGAUAGAACUGCUAUUGACAUGGAUUUUGAGCUUCCUUCAACAAUGCAGAGGUCAGAAUAUAGUUCUAAUAGGACUGGAAACCAAAUUAGCUAUGAGCCAGAUGAUUUGAGCUUCAUGCCUGAACGCGGGACAGAAAAAAUGACUACUGGAUAUGACCCUGCUUUGGACUAUGAAAUGCAGGCUCAUGUUGAAGAUGCUGCUUCACUGGAUAACAGAAAUAAAGAAGUUGUAGUAGAUGUCAAGCAAGGGUCCAAGAAGUCAGGCAAGGAUCGGAAGUCAAAAUUUGCUCCAGAUGCUUUAGAUAAGAAGACUGUGGGACCAAUAAGAAAAGGGAAAACUUCAAAAAUGAGUCCUUUAGAUGAUGCACGAGCUCGUGCUGAAAAACUAAGAGCUUUCAAAGCUGAUCUCCAGAAAAUGAAGAAAGAGAAGGAAGAGGAAGAUCGCAAACGACUGGAAGCUUUGAAGAUGGAGAGGGAAAAGAGAAUUGCAGCAAAAGGCAAUUCGACUGUUCAGUUGGCAUCCUCACAGAAAACCCGAAAACAAUUGCCAACAAAACUUGCGCUAAGCUCUGUCAAAGGAACAAAGUUCAGUGAUUCAGAGCCAGGAUCAUCAUCUCCUCUACAGAGAUCUAAGAUAAGAACUGCUUCAACUGGAUCCAGUGAACCUCAUAAAGCCUCUAAAAGCAACAAAUCAAGUAAUGGAAGCCACUUACCAGGGAAUAGGUUGACUAGAUCAGUUUCAUCAUUGCCAGAGCCAAGGAAAGAGAACAGUGAUAUCACUCCUGAUCCAAAGGUUCCCAUGGCGCGAAUCCGAAGACUAUCUGAGCCUAAACAAGUUAGCAGCCCUUAUGUUGCUCUAGUGAAGUCACGAGGUGCUGAAUUAGUAUCAAAGCUUUCAAAUGAACCUGAGAGGAAAGACAUAUCUGAUAUUAUAAACCUUGAUAAAAGCAAGGCUGCAACACUUCCUGAACUUAAGAUCAGAACAUCUAAAGGGCCUUUGGAUGUAGGCCGGAACACAUCAGCACCCAAAGAGAUGACACAGAAAGUGAACGUGAAGAAAUCUUCUCUAACUUCCGGAAGUGCUGAAUUAAAUAGGAACAACGACCAUCACGCACAUCAAAGUGAUGUGGAUGACAAACCAGUAAUUGAUAAGACAGUUGUGAUGCUUGAGUGUGAGAAGCCCUCUUUUCCUAUUGUACAUCCAUCACAAGAAAAUAUGGGUGUACAAAAGGAGCGUUAUGACAAUCAUGACAAUUUAGAGAAAACUGACGUGAUGUCAGAGUACGCAGCUAUUCGUGCACCAGCUUCACCCAUGGAAGGAGUUGAUAUAGAACCCAUUCAAAGCCAAUUACAAGAGCAACCCAGGGUUUACGAGGUUACGACAAGUUAUGCAGAGAAUGAACCACCAAACUCUUCAAGCAUGUAUUCUGCUGAAAAACCUUACCAAGCCCCUUUGGCUCGGCUCUCUUCUUUAGAAGACCCAUGUACUGACAAUUCAGUGUAUGGCAAAGCACCUUCAACAAACUUAGAGACAGCGACAAUGGGUGUGGAAACUGCUAAAGCACAAGUAUCUGGUUUUGAGAAUCUGAAAUUAGAAAAGAUUCCGGAAGUCCUGGAGAAGCCUCAGGUGAAGGUAUCACCAAAAGGGUUUAGACGGCUCUUGAAGUUUGGAAAGAAGAGCCAUAGUUCAACUGCAGGUGAGCACAGUGUUGAAUCAGAUAAUGUGAGUGUUAGUGGCUCUGAGGUAGAUGGCAAAGCAACAAAUGCAGCUUCUUCUAGUGAAGUUCAUACAUUGAAGAAUCUAAUCUCUCAAGAUGAAACCCCAACUUCUGGAGCUACUUCCCAAAAAUCUUCCCGCCACUUCUCUAUUUUGUCGCCCUUCCGUAGCAAGACCAGUGAAAAGAAGUCAACAACAUGACAAGGCGGACAUUUAGGUGAGGUUGCUGAUUUAUUUUCUUCAGUCCUUUGUGGGUAUGAGAAGUGAGAAAUGUCGUGUGUAUCAAUUUGCAUGGACAAAAUUGUGUUUAUUGGUUUGUAAAAAUAGGUCACUGUACAUUCAAAUCCACUUUUCCUUUGCCAAAAUAGUUUUAUACUGCCUUGAAUCUUGCCUCAUAGUUAA